Messenger RNA from Haemonchus placei, 252 nucleotides. NCBI's taxonomy places the organism in Eukaryota, Metazoa, Nematoda, Chromadorea, Rhabditida, Trichostrongylidae. The record is from the annotation of a GenBank genome assembly.
AUGGAGCCAUGGCUGAGAUACCACUUCCUCUUCCUACUCGCACUGGAUGUCAUUACAUGCGGUCUCCUGGAUGGACCACCGAACACUGUCCCCCACGCUGAUGACAUCACCCUUAUAGCGGAUCAGCUGUAUCACCUGAUCAUCGACUUCCUCGAACGGGCGUCAGUAACGUCUCCAUUCGUCCCUGUUGCGAGCCAGAGUGAUCCAGUGAAUCGUCUUCGCUUCACGGACAUGAGUCCAGCAUUCAUUUAG